Molecule: messenger RNA, 3137 nt
Organism: Westerdykella ornata
Lineage: Eukaryota; Fungi; Ascomycota; Dothideomycetes; Pleosporales; Sporormiaceae
Exons: 2
Coding region: 477-2672 (731 amino acids)
Biological process (GO): mRNA processing
Cellular component (GO): exon-exon junction complex
Molecular function (GO): mRNA binding
Source: RefSeq, a predicted model, not a curated record
CUCCCUGAUUGACCUCCUUCUCCUCCUCCCUCUUCGCAACGUCUUUUCUUUCGCGCGGGCCCGCGUCUGCUUGCAAUCCGCCGUGUUCCCUCACUCAGGCGCGCUUUCGGCGCGGCGCGACAAGGUUAAGAGCUGGUGCUAAAUAAGCUGCGCCAAGACGGUGGAGAGGCGUGGAGCCGUCAUUUUCUCCCACAGGCAUCAUCGACAAUCACCAACUGCUCAACCACCGCUGCAGAACCCCAAUUCCACCCUCCAUCCGCCGCAUUCACCUCGCCACAUCUCUCAUCGCCGACACUUCUCUAACCCCCGUCGCCAUCCUGGGGCUCUCGCUACUUUCUCGUCCCCCCAACCGUUCGUGUCCGCCCCGCCCAGCUCUGCCGACAAUUCACCCUCUCCCCAUUCCCUCCUAAGAGCUUCCCCCCAGCUUAACAACCACCGACCCAACUCCGCAUCUACAUCCUCACCCAUCUACCAACAUGGCUCCACCCAGACAGAGACAGAGGACGACCCUGGCCCGGCGCCGGAGAAGGGAUGAAGAUGGAGAUGAUGUGUCGGUGGCAACGGAUGUGGCAGAUGACUCUCAGAGUGACGUCUCGUUACCCAGUGAUGUCGACGAGGAUGCGGAUGCGGACAACAGCGAUUUGAGUGAAGUGGAAAGUCCCCCGUCUGGGACGGAAAACAAGAGGCACGGUACUAGCAAUGGCUCACCGCGAGCUGGUAAGCAACGGCCCGGCGUCACGAAACGGAGGGUCCCGUCACCGCCAAUUGCUCGAUCCGACGUUGUGUUUACGGCAUCAAGGAACACGGAGCUAAUGAGGAAUGGACUCGGUGUUGUGGGCAAAGGGGAUGAUGACGAGGUGGUCGACUUUGAAACGGGCGCCCCGGCUGUCGACCCUCAGCCUGCUGCUAGGAGACCGGAGAUUCUCGCAGAGCGUAGGCGGCGUGAGCACGAGGAGUACAAGAAGAAGCGGGAUGCAGACCCGGCCUUCAUACCGACCCGUGGUGCUUUCUUCAUGCAUGAUCAGCGGUCCUCACAAGGUCAGGGUGGGUUCAGGCAUUUCAACGGCGGGCGUGGUGGGGGCAUCAAGGGGGCACAGAUCGGUGGCCCAUACUCCCCAGCGAACGCCAGAAUGCAGUCCGAAGCGACAGACGCUCCUUGGCAGCAUGACCUCCACGAAACGCUCACAGACCCUCCGUCUCAACCACAACCUCAAGCCCCUCCUGAGACAGCUGCACGUGUGGAUCCUGGGUCGACUCCCUCCACUCAACAACCGCAGCAAGGUCAAGCGACCCAAAGUCAACCCUCCUCUCAACCUCGAAACUUCUCCACUACCGUUCACACCCACAAUGCUCAGGUUCGGGUCUUUCUUCCUGGGAUGGCAGUGCCCGUAUAUUUCCAGAACGUGCCGAUCAAGCAACACACGCGCCUUCCUAACCAUCGUCCUCCUCUCCGCCGCGACAAACCCGUUCGUAUCUCGCUCCCCCCAGCCCCUCCGCGGUAUAUCUUCCCCACCGUAGAGCGUUCCUUCAUCUUCAUACCUCGCGCAUUGCGGCCCAAUCAGCAAGGAUUCGGCCGUGGCCGUGGACGAGGCUUUGGGUCGUUCGGUGGAGGGAUCUCGAGCAGGCGAACAAGCGUAUACGGCGGAAGUGUCUACUCACCCAGCAUCGCGAUGAGCAGGCGGUCAUCCAUUGCCCGCGAGAUGGGCAGGGACACUCUCGUCUCGCCAGCUGGGUCUGUCUUGUCUCGAACUGGCGGCUUUGUCGAUACAUCAAGGCCUGUAGUACGCCUACCGCCUGGUCCCAGGGUGCCCGGAGCACCUCCUGUUGUUCCACCACAAGGAGUUCAGCAGCCCACGAUGUAUCCAUUGCCUCAGAAGCCCGCUUUCAGGGAGAACUGGCACGGCCAUCUUCCAAUGCAUCAACCACGUCCUCAGAAGACGGUGUCGGUAGCAGGCAUCGAGUCGCCAGCAUCUAUGACGUUCAACCCACCACCCGCGCAGGGAGAGCAGCCCUUCCAUCAGCAGGUUCCCGCGCAUCUUAAUGGGAGCGCCCCUGCGGCCGAGUACCAGCAACCCCCCGAAUACCCUCAUGCUCGCCAUCCAUCCUACCCAAGUCAAGCAUCGACCGGAACGCCUCUCUCCAACAUCCCCGAGAGAGCCAUCCACGCGCCAGCCUUCCAGCCGUAUCAACCCGGCUUCCAGCCCCAGCCUUAUGCUAUGCCUCCAGCGUACUAUUAUCCUCCGAAUGGCGCUCAACCGUACGGUAUGAUGCCCAUGCCCAUGUUCAUGCCUGGCGCAGCUCCUCAGCAACCGGGCUACGUAAUGCCCAUGCCGGCUCCUCCAGCGGCUCAAGCGCCAGCUCCACCACAGGCGCAGAAUGGCAAUGGUGGCGGUGCGGCCCAGGCUCAGGGUCAGGCCCAAGGUCCACCCAACCUCGUGCCCUACGAAUCCAACGGAAUGACAUAUUACAUGGAUCCCGCUCAAUUGCCAAUGUAUAGCGUGCAACCCAUGGAGGGAGGAUACAUGCCGCCGCAGGGCAGCUAUGCGGUUCCGGGGAUGGGAGGCAUGAUGACGCCUUCUCCCGAGGGGGCGGCGUAUUACUAUCCCGGGCAGAUGAUGGGGCAGAUGGGUGCGAUGCAGGGUGCGGCGCCCGUGUUUUAUCCCACGCAGUAGGGCGGCGUGGGUAUCGGGGUUUUGAUGUGGGGUGAGGUGGACGACUGUUACGGUGACGAUGGGGACAAGGAGGGGGGGAAGAAAGGAGGUCGAGAGGAGAGGGAUGGCAUGGAUUCAGGAGAACCCCUGGUCGUUGACGGUAGUGGUCGAUGAGGGAGGGAGGGGGAUCUUGUUGCGGUUUCAGUGAGGGUGUACGGCUUCUCGACGUGCUGGGCUGUUUUUUGUUUCUCUGCUUUUUCGUGGAUUUCAUUUUUCGGUGCAACCCCUUUUUUUCUUUUCGACUUUGGCUUUGGCUUUGACCAUGACAUUGUUGGGCAAGCAAGCAGGCAAGCAAGCAAGCGUGGGUUUUCUUCUCUUCUUCUUCUUCUAUUCGGUUCACAAGCUCUGUUUGGGGCCUUUUUUAGCGGCCCUUUUUUUCUUGAGCUUUUCGUUUUUCGUUUCACUAAUGCUGCACGGCAAAUGGGG